Messenger RNA from Symbiodinium pilosum, 315 nucleotides. Lineage: Eukaryota; Dinophyceae; Suessiales; Symbiodiniaceae. The record is from the annotation of a GenBank genome assembly.
AUGGAGGCAUCAGCCAGCGCAUUCUCUGCCAGAAUCGGGGUUGACACAGUGCAGCUUCAAGCUUUGCAGGAUGUGCUGCCCAACCAUGCGGGGGGUCUCUUUGACGAAGCAGUCCCUACGCAGACUUCACAAGUGAGCGCCCACUGCCGAGUCUCGGUACACGAGGGCUCGCUGCUGCUUGAAGCGACGCUUGCAAGCAAGGUCUUCUCCUUCCUCUGUUUGGGCGGCUCCUGGAUGCUCUGGGCCAAUGCGUUAGACGGGGUGGCUUUGACCGACUGCAACCAGGUUCGGCCAUAUUUCGGGAUGAUUGGCUGA